GUAACAGUCCUUUGGUGUCCAUGUUACCGCCAUCAUCUUUCCAGAGCUCUUCACAGUUCUCCAUCAGUUAUGCUGCCCACAAUGCUAAGCUCAACAGAAGAGAUGGAGCAGGAGGCUGGUCUCCCACUGUGACAGACCCAGAGCCCUGGCUCCAGGUGGAUCUAAGAGACCGAAUGGAGGUGACAGCUGUGGCCACACAGGGACGCUAUGACAGUUCAGAUUGGGUCAGCAGAUACCUGUUGCUCUUCAGUGACACAGGCCAGGCCUGGAAACAGCUCAGACAGGGGGACGGCAUUGGGAGGUUUGUGGGGAAUGUCAAUUCAGAGGCUGUCGCCCACAACAAGCUGUCCCAGUCAGUGAGGACUCGCUUCCUGCGUUUCAUUCCUGUGGACUGGAGUCCGAGUGGCUGGCUGGGCCUAAGAGUGGAGGUGUACGGCUGCUUCUACAAGUCAGACGUGGCAGACUUUGAUGGCAGAAGUUCUUUGCUGUACCGGUUCAACCAGAAAUCCCUGUCAACAGUGAAGGAUGUGAUCUCCCUGCGCUUCAAGAGCCACCAGGCUGAGGGGGUUUUACUGCAUGGGGAGGGACAGAGGGGUGAUUACAUCACGCUGGAGCUUCACCGAGGAAAACUGGCCCUCUACCUCAAACUUGAUGACACUAGGCCGGUGUACAGCAGCAGUCGUGUUGCUGUUACGGUUGGCAGUCUGCUGGAUGACCAGCACUGGCACUCUGUCAUCAUUGAGCGUUUCAACAAGCAGGUGAACCUCACGGUGGACUCCCACACACUGCACUUCCAAACCAAAGGAGAAGGAGACUCACUGGAGGUCGACUAUGAGUUGAGCUUUGGAGGCAUUCCACUGCCUGGCAAACCUGGGACCUUCCUCAGGAAGAACUUCCAUGGCUGCAUUGAAAACCUCUAUUACAACGGCAUCAACAUCAUUGACCUGGCAAAGAGACGAAAGCCACAGAUUUACAGCGUGGGUAAUGUGACCUUCGCAUGUUCAUGGCCCCAGCUAGUGGCCUGCACCUUCCUGAGCUCCAGCAGCAGCUUCAUGUCAUUGCCAAUGGCUGUACCAUCUGCCAUCAUGGAGGGUUUCUCCAUUCGUUUCCAAUUCAGGACAUGGAAUCCUGAUGGGAUGCUAUUCUCAGCACGGCUAAGCCCAGAGCCGCAGAAACUGGAGCUGCAGAUGAGCAGCAGCCGACUGCUCCUUACCCUACACAGCUCAAAACGACAGAGAUCAGAGGCCUCAGCUGGUCACAGAGUCAAUGACGGACUGUGGCACACUGUGAAUCUUGACACCAGAAGACUACAGAUCACUCUGACUCUGGAUAAUGAGCUGGCCUCCACCAUAGAGCAGUGGGAGCAAUUGGAAACCCAAGGGAGCUUCUACUUUGGAGGCUGUCCUCCAGCAGGCUGUCAGAAUCCAAAUCUGGCUUUCCAGGGCUGCAUGCGCCUCAUAAUCAUUAAUGGCCACCCAAUCAACCUCAGUCAUGUCCAGCAAGGACUGCUUGGAAACUAUAAGGAACUUCAGUUUGACGCAUGCAACAUAAGGGACAGGUGUCUUCCUAAUUUGUGUGAACAUGGUGGUCGCUGUUGGCAGUCCUGGAACUCCUUCUCUUGUGAUUGUUCGGGGACCGGCUACUCUGGAGCCACCUGUCACACCUCCAUCUACGAGUCAUCCUGCGAGGCUUACAAGGUGAUUGGCAGCCCCUCUGGCUUCUACUCCAUUGAUCCAGAUGGGAGUGGCCCCUUGGGCUCUAUACUGGUCUACUGCAACAUGACAGAGGAGAGGGUGUGGACAGUGAUGACCCACAACGUCACAGGUCCAAUCAGAGUCCAGGGUUCUUCUCUUCAGAAACCCCACGUCAUGGUGGUUAACUACAGUGCUUCGGUCGAACAACUAUAUGCAAUGAUCUCAGGGUCAGAGCAGUGCCAUCAGGAAGUGGUGUACAACUGCAGGAAGUCUCGCCUCUUUAACACCAAAGAUGGCCGCCCGUUGUCCUGGUGGUUGGACCAGAAAGGAGAAAAGCGGACCUACUGGGGAGGCUUCCUGCCUGGAGUCCAGCAGUGCUCCUGCAGCCUGGAGGAGAAUUGUGUUGACAUGAACUACUUCUGUAACUGUGACGCUGACAAAGACACAUGGGCUACUGACACAGGGAUCCUCUCCUAUAAAGACCACCUGCCGGUCAGCCACAUGGUGAUUGGAGACACCAACAGAACAGACUCGGAGGCCAUCUAUCAAAUUGGCCCUCUGCGUUGUUAUGGAGACAAGUCCAUGUGGAACGCAGUGUCCUUCUACCAGGAGUCCUCUUCCCUUGUCUUCCCCACCCUGCAGGUUGAGCUGGCCUCUGACAUCUCCUUCUACUUCAAGACCAGUGCAUUUUCAGGAGUAUUUCUGGAGAACCUGGGCCACACUGAUUUCAUUCGAGUGGAGCUCAGUUCUCCUGCAGUGGUGACUUUCUCCUUUGAUGUGGGAAACGGUCCAGCGGUAGUGGCUGUGAAGUCCCAUCUCCCUUUGAAUGACAGGCAGUGGCACUAUGUGAGAGCAGAGCGUAAUGUGAAGGAGGCAUCACUGCAGGUUGACCAACUUCCUCUCCGCUUCCUGGAUGCUCCAGCUGAUGGACACUAUCGUUUACACCUCAACAGUCAGUUGUUUGUGGGAGGAUCAGCAUCAGAGAGAAGAGGCUUCCUGGGCUGUAUCAGGACUCUAACUAUCAAUGGUGUGACCUAUGACCUGGAGGAAAGGGCCAUGAUGACAGCAGGGGUGACCUCUGGUUGUCCUGGUUACUGUAGUGGCUCCAGCAGCCUCUGCCACAACAGCGGGAAGUGUAUCGAGAAGAGCAGCGGUUAUGCUUGUGACUGCUCGCAGUCAGCCUAUGGAGGACCCACCUGUAGAGAAGAAGUUUCCAUGUCCUUUGACAGAGGGUCCUCGGUUACAUUUACCUUCAAGGAGCCUUUCCCAACGAUGCAAAACAGGAGCUCACAGGCCUCCAGCAAUUCCAGAAAAAGUAGCAGUAGGGCCCGAGAAGAUGUGGCUUUCAGCUUCAUCACUUCCCAGAACCCGGCCAUGCUGCUGAGCAUCAACACCUUCAGCCAGCAAUACAUCGCUGUCAUCCUGGCUCGCAAUGGAAGUUUGCAGAUAUGGUAUCAUCUACAGAUGCACAGAAGCCCAGAUAUGUUCAGUCCCAUCCUCAGCAACCUAGCAGAUGGACAACUCCACAGAGUGAGAAUCCACCGUGAGGGCAAGGACCUCUAUGUACAGAUCGACCAGGACAUCCACAGAAAGUACACGCUGUCAUCUGAUGCAGAGCUGAUCUUAAUCAGAUCUCUGACAUUGGGCAAAGUCAACAGAAGAGACAACUUUGAAGAAGAAAUAUUUCAAGUAGGUUCUGAAGGUUUCAUGGGCUGUCUCUCCUCGGUCCAGUUUAAUCAUGUGGCUCCGCUGAAAGCAGCGCUGCUGAAUCGAGGAAGUUCAUUGGUCACCAUCCGGGGUCCACUGGUGCAGUCCAACUGUGGAGCACUGUCAGACUCCAUCACAUCCCACAACCUACGAGAUCAAGCUGCAAUGAAAAAUAAGGAGAAGGAGCAGCAGGAGGGUAAUUCUACAAAUGAUGUUGCUGUAAUAGGAGGUGUGGUGACAGCAGUGGUGUUCACCAUACUUUUCAUCUUAGCUGUGGCAAUCCACUUCCUGUCUAAGCGAUGGGCCCAGAGAACCGAUGACAGCAUCAAGGAAAAGGAACACCAUCAGAGCAAUAGGACAGAAUUGCAUCACGACAAUACACUCAGGGACAAAAUGAAGGAGCACUACAUCUGA
This is a messenger RNA of Archocentrus centrarchus (flier cichlid), 3815 nucleotides long. Its product is annotated as contactin-associated protein-like 5. NCBI's taxonomy places the organism in Eukaryota, Metazoa, Chordata, Actinopteri, Cichliformes, Cichlidae. The transcript is spliced from 23 exons. The coding region runs from base 21 to 3815 and encodes 1264 amino acids. The record is from RefSeq and is a predicted model, not a curated record.